AUGGCCCGUCCACGCCUGCCGUCGGCCUUUGCCGUCACCCUACUGGCCACGCGGGCCGUGGCCAUGGUCCUGUCGGCCCUCGUCAUCGUGUUCCUGCUGUACAUGACCAUCGUUUAUGCAAAGACCUUUGCCUGGGCGUACACGGCCGCCGCCCUCGCCCUCUGCCUCGACACGGCCGAGGUCACCACGCUGGUCGAUAAGGACCGCAACGUACCCCGGCUGCACUGGGCCGCCGUCUUCGCCCUGGAGCUGCUCGUGCUGGGCCUCCACGUCGGCGGCUGCCUCACGCUAGCCUUUGCCGAGCUAGCCGCCGCCCAGGGCGGCGAGUAUGACGGCUUUUACGCGGCCGAUCCAUAUCGAAUAUACGCCCUGGCCGCCCAGGGCUCGGUUGGGUAG
Gaeumannomyces tritici R3-111a-1 is the source of this 396-nucleotide messenger RNA. RefSeq lists its product as hypothetical. Bases 1 to 396 code for a protein of 131 amino acids. The record is from RefSeq and is a predicted model, not a curated record. The transcript is spliced from 2 exons. NCBI's taxonomy places the organism in Eukaryota, Fungi, Ascomycota, Sordariomycetes, Magnaporthales, Magnaporthaceae.